This is a messenger RNA of Leishmania braziliensis MHOM/BR/75/M2904, 1959 nucleotides long. RefSeq lists its product as hypothetical. Lineage: Eukaryota; Euglenozoa; Kinetoplastea; Trypanosomatida; Trypanosomatidae. Bases 1 to 1959 code for a protein of 652 amino acids. The transcript has a single exon. The record is from RefSeq and is a predicted model, not a curated record.
AUGCCAUCACGUGAGGAGAACGAGCAGCGGCCCCUCAGUCGUUCCAGUGGGUUGGCCAGCAACGUUCCCCGCGACGACUCACCACGGUCGCAGGCGGCGAGAGAGCCCAUAAGCAUGGGCGAGAUGCCCGAUGGCGAAGGCAUGGCUCCUCGCCCGGAGGCGAGCCUUAACGACAUGGAUGAAGAACAAAAGGAAGAAAUAAGCGAUCUCAUGUUGAACGUCAUUAUGCACCCGGACCGCCCCAUCGAGAAUCUUCCAGUGAUGAUGGCACCGGAGCUGAAGCUAAUUGGUCGCUGUGUGAGCCUCCGAGUCAUGCAGACUGUUAACGGUGCCCCGCCGGCCCCCUACUACUACACGGGACUUGUGUGCAUGGUCACGGAGACCUCAGUCUCCCUGAUGCAGGUCAACCGAUAUACGCACGACGACUUCGCGGCGUAUUACUUGCGAGAGCAACAACUGUCAAAGGGGGCGACCAUUUCUCCAGAGCUGCAGAUCCGGAACUGCUGUGCUCUGCGUCACGGCCGCGUACGUGCGUGCUGCCUCUACAGUGUGCUCGCUUCCCCAAGAGCAGACAACGGUGAUGCCUCCUCAACGCAGCAUGCUCAGUCCCCCGAGUGGGACUUACUGAACCAUGACUGCACCACUGCUGGUGAAGCGGGUGUUACCCAGGAUGACAGGAUCGCCAGUACAGAGGAGUCCCGUAUGUUGUGUACGAUGGAUGCCGCAGGCAGCUUGGCCCCUGCAGUGUCGAUGAAAACUGGGGCGGAACUAGACGCUGCAGCAGCUCAGAACGGAGAUGAAGCAGGGAACAUGUCGGGUGCUACUGAACCUGUGAUGGAUGAAGUCACCGAUAGUGCCGAUGCCGCCAAUGAUGGCACCGCACCCCGGCGGUUUCGAGCAUUUGACGGAUCCAUCGGCCCCAUCCCGUACGUCACCUUCUUGCGCAGGAACAUCUACAACGUGGCAUUCGGUCGCGACCCGCGCAGCAGCUUCUACUCGCUCUUCAAGGACCCUGCCAGGCACACGAGAGACAUGCAGGUCCUGCGCAUGUUUGUGCGCCGCUACCUGGUGCACACGAGCCAGGGCAACAACCCGCGCCAGGUGCUGCUCUACGCAUUCCUCUCUGUCCGAUGCGCGUGGCCGGAUGUGGACCGUGAGCUGGUGAAUCGUGUGGCGCUCGAGGAGCUUCCCACUCUCCUCAAGGCCGACUGCGCGAUUGAGAAGGAGAAGAAGCGGAGGCGGCUCCGCAUGCAGCAGCGGGUGCGGGAGGUGCAGGAGUAUCGCGCGCCUGCCGGUUUCUUUUCGAAAACGGGCAUUCUCUACCUCACUAAGAUUCCGCAGAAAUUAUUUCUUGCUGGGAUGUUCAUCCUCUUGUUCGACGUCGGCUUAAUUGUUUUCUUCAGCUCAGCGAGGAGUAACGUGCGUGACGCGCUUGUCUCAUCCUUCAUUUUUCAGUUCACGGGGGAGCUUGUGGCAGCAAUCGUUGUGUGGUGCAUCGCCGGCGUCAUGUGCAUUGUUCAUUCCACCAUGAUGCACUUGCCGGUGCGGGAGGGCAUGUGGUACAUGGGUGCGCAUAGCGCAUGCUUCCUUGGCGCCUUCGCCUGCUGCAUCAUGGCGUUUGUGGUGCUGCUGAGGCUGCUGGACAGAAACAUGAUUUUCUUUCACAUGGUGAGAAACCAACCGGGCGAUCUCUGCAUCUUCUACCAGCGGCACGGGUGUUCGGGUUUUCUUGUGGGUUGCAACGACUCCCAGGCCAUGUUUAAUCGAGAUCUUUGCAGCAUAUGCCCUGACGUGAGCACCUCAGUAACGGGAUGCUACUCGAUUAUUAGGAGCCAAAUAGGACUGACCACGAUGCCGAUGCUCGUGUUCAGCAUGUUUCUCACGGUGGCGGUGCUGUAUAGCUUCGUUCAACUCUUCAAGUUGCUGUGGAUUUUCAAAGCAGCCGUACAUAUCUUUUAA